CUCUUCCGCCAUAUCGAGCCUUGCUCUGAGCCAUUGUGCCUGUCGGCGCCUGCUCUCGAGAUGAACGAUAUCGAAUCCCUCAAAGAUCUUCACCCGAGGGGAACCGCAUCCCGGAAACCGACUAUGUGGCUGGCCAUGUUCUGUGUGAGCGCUGCUCUCGGAUCCGCGACAAGUCCGCCAUGCUCAGAACUCUCCGCGGCGAUUAUACCAAGCCGGAGGUGUUCUUUCAUAGCCAGAAUUUACGGCAACUCUUGGAGUCUAGUGCUGCUGGAUGUCAUCUUUGUGCGAUAAUGUCUCAAAACAUUGACCUCGGACGAGUUGAAGGCCACCCAGAUGGUGGUAUUGUUGCCAAAUGUUGGAGUAUGCCUCUCCAAUACACUUCUUCCAAAGUCUUUUGGAUCACACUCCGGCAAUUAAACCAAAAUGGGCAGGCAGUAAUUCACACAGAAAGCGACUAUUCUCGUAUAGAGGAAUUACUGGCGGCUUGUGAUUACGAUAUGUUGACUUACUCUCACGACAUAGGCCAGGCGGUAAUUAGUGAGAUUGAUGAUCAAGACAUUCUCUUCUCCCGUCCGACGACGAGCUCCGGGCGACUUCUACCUACAUCAACUGGCUCACCCGAAAUGAUGGAUGUGGUGAGAUCCUGGCUGCAUCGAUGCAUUCAUGAUCACCCUCAAUGCUAUCCCCUGAAUUCCUCAGCGGCAGGCUCAAAACCUGGUAGCAUGAGCCUGCCUACCCGACUUAUUGACAUUGGCGAGGAGUUCGGAUAUUUGAGGCCUCGUCUUGUGCUUCCAUCUACCUCAGCAACCUUGGAAAAGAUUCAGUACCUUACCCUUAGCCACGCGUGGUCCGUAACCGUUAAUGAAUCCCGCUUGAAGCUUUCAACGAAUAAUAUCGAAGAUCUCCAAGUUGAUAUACCGUUGGAAAAAUUGUCUCAGACAUUCAGGGAUGCGAUGGAAGUCACCCAACAACUUGGCUACAGGUACAUAUGGAUUGAUUCUCUGUAUUAUUCAGGACUCUACUGAAGACUGGGAGAAAGAGUCAGCCACUAUGUGCGAUGUCUAUGGGAGAUCCAUUCUUACUAUCGCAGCUUUAGGGAUGGACGGGCUGGAUGGCUGUUUUAGACGCAGGAAUCCUCUCUUGGUUACCCCGUGCUAUUUAGGUGAGCUCCAAAAAGGCAUA
Messenger RNA from Neurospora tetraspora, 1182 nucleotides. RefSeq lists its product as uncharacterized. The record is from RefSeq and is a predicted model, not a curated record. The transcript has 2 exons. The coding region runs from base 180 to 1025 and encodes 281 amino acids. NCBI's taxonomy places the organism in Eukaryota, Fungi, Ascomycota, Sordariomycetes, Sordariales, Sordariaceae.